UUACCACACUCUUUGGUUAUAUUCGCUGGUAAAACAUCAAAAUUCAGUUCGAUUUUUAUUGGCAACAGAACCAUCAGAAGGGAACAGGAAAAGGCAGGAGUGGGCUAGCGCUAAACAUAAUCGUACCUCAGAUCAAGAUGUCCGACCUUUUGAGACCUGAUCAGGUUGAAGAACUGCGUAAGGUCUUCAAUGUGUUUGAUCUCGACCUGGACGGCCACAUUACGUUCAAUGAAUUGGGGUCCGUGAUGAAUUCGCUGGGACAGAACCCAUCAGAAGCUGAGAUACAGGACAUGAUCAACGAGGUCGACGUGGACGGUAAUGGUACGAUAGACUUCCCUGAGUUUCUCCAAAUGAUGUGCCGGCGCGACAAGCCCGUAGACCCAGUCGACGAGAUCAUACGUGCAUUCCGCGUGUUCGACACGGACGGUACAGGCUAUAUAGAUGCACGGAAAAUAGUGCAUGUCAUACAAGAGGUGUUAGGGGACGAGGUUACUAACGAGGAUGCCCAGGAGAUGAUCAAAGAGGCUGAUACGGAUAAAGAUGGACUGGUUAACUAUGAAGAGCUUAAAAACGCCUUCGAUUAUUUCGAUAUGGACAAGGAUGGUUCGAUCACGUGUGAGGAGCUUGGGACGGUGAUGCGGAGACUAGGUCAAAAUCCCACAAACGAUGAACUGAAGGACAUGAUACACGAGGUUGAUGAGGAUGGCAAUGGCAAGAUUGAUUUCGAAGAGUUCCUACAAAUGAUGCUUAAGCGGUCAGUGUCUCUAGCCGACCAAGAUGAAGAACUUAGAGAAGCAUUCCGUGUGUUUGAUAAGGAUGGAGAUGGCUAUAUCUCACGGUCCGAGUUGAAGCAAGUCAUGGCUAGUUUAGGGGAGCCGUUGACGGACGAUGAAUUAGACUCAAUGAUGCGGGAAGCUGACAUUGAUGGCGAUGGACAGGUCGACUAUGAGGAAUUUGUGAAAAUGAUGACUCCGCAAGGCAAAUGAAGUUGAUCAUGGACAUGGACAUGAGACGAAGACAUGGACUCUUCAAAGAACAACCUUAUUUAUUGCGUUAUUGUACAAAUUAAACAUACGACCACAGAGUUAAGAAACAGUCAAAACGUUCUGUAAAAAAAUCUAUCAAAAUUGUUUUAAAGGAAAAAGUGUUAAAUACAAAAUAUCCAUAGAACUUCGCCGACUCUUUAUAGAUUAUAUUGAAUUUAAAAGUUAUAUGUCUAUAAUGUAAAGUGUAUAAUGAAGCAAAAUCAAAACAUAUAUCGAUUUAAAUAGCUUUUCCUUUACAAAAUCUACAUAGAAAAACCUAUAUAAAUCUACUAUGAAGAUUCUGUAUCAACAAUUUUCUGUAUAGACUUCAGGACAUAUUAGCCUGUGAAGUUUUUCUUUGGAAGCAGCAUGUUAUGGUUCGGGUCAAAGGCAAGCAAUCCGUCCUUGUCGAAUGUAUUAAACCUGCCUGAAGCACCACAUGCGGGACACGUUUAUAUACUCGAUUGCUACGACUUCCGACCCACAAACAUAUUCUCAUUUUGAGAUAGAUCACAAGUCGUUGUUUUGAUUGAAGUUUCGGUGGACCGGGUAAUGACAGUGCACUUUUCGGCAUUGCUGAACCGGGAGAGACGAUUUUGAUCCAAAUACGAAAUAGUAAUCAUCCCUGAAUCUCCCCUAAAGUAUCGAACGACGGAAACUCUGGACUCGUGUAACCCCUACUCAGCUCUCACCGACUGCGCCUGUCAGAGUUGAACGUAUAAAUGUAAGCUAUUUCGCCCCCUGUGUUUUUCAUCUCUAUUCGUUAUCGUACAUUGUCUGUGAGGAACUUCGAAGGAGCUACGAUGUUCGUACCCAGAAAUAUUAAAAGAUAGAAAAAAAACGAUUUAUGAAAGGA
Molecule: messenger RNA, 1881 nt
Organism: Lineus longissimus
Lineage: Eukaryota; Metazoa; Nemertea; Pilidiophora; Heteronemertea; Lineidae
Product: calmodulin-like
Exons: 6
Coding region: 138-986 (282 amino acids)
Molecular function (GO): calcium ion binding
Source: RefSeq, a predicted model, not a curated record